This is a messenger RNA of Rhopilema esculentum, 4760 nucleotides long. RefSeq lists its product as uncharacterized. Gene Ontology annotation, molecular function: RNA polymerase II cis-regulatory region sequence-specific DNA binding; protein dimerization activity; DNA-binding transcription activator activity, RNA polymerase II-specific. The record is from RefSeq and is a predicted model, not a curated record. Gene Ontology annotation, cellular component: nucleus. Lineage: Eukaryota; Metazoa; Cnidaria; Scyphozoa; Rhizostomeae; Rhizostomatidae. Gene Ontology annotation, biological process: positive regulation of transcription by RNA polymerase II; cell differentiation.
UUGAAAUUCAGUUUUUAGCUUUAAGAUAAAGAUGAUAAGAAGAUAAAUUAAGUAAUCUUUGCAUCAUUUUGUUACUACUGACUACCAAAAUGUUUUUUUUACCGAAUCGAGGCAUAAUUUACCAAAUGUAACUAGAAUAUUGCGGGGGUGCAGGCCCGUAGCCCCCAGUAAUUUGCGAAAAUUGUGUUCGAAGAUCUUAAAAGCGCAGCUUGAUCUAACAGUAUUUCGUAAGGCAGGUAUAGAAAAAGCUAUAUUUCUAUCCAUGCCCCCCAAUCCAGUUUAGCCAUCUAUGGGCCUGGGGUGUCGCACCCCUCACACCCCUGGUUACCCUGGGUACCAGAGCCGCAAAAAUUAAAAAAUAUCAUUAUUUUUUAAUAUUAUUUUUUAAUUUUUGCGGCUCUGGUACCCAGGGUUAACCCUGGUAAAUCCGUCCCUGUAUGUGUGUUUAGGUCUUUGAUCAUUAGGGCCACUCAUGGACCACCCUUGGACGCGAGGAUUGCGGGACAUAUACCAGAUUGGAGGCCUGCAGCACUUUUGCCAGGUCACUUUUUGUCUUGUCUUGUACUAAGUGUUGCAGAUUAGUUUCAUUUACGCAAGAAUGAGUGUUUCGAUGCAGUUUGUAUCUGCUAGAAGAGGGGAACACAUGCUGUCAACACAGCUAUGGUUUUAAGAACAUUUUCGGAAUUGUUGAAGGAGAAGACCCCGUUGACCUUCACUACCCACCUCUGCUACCCAUAGGCACCGCGGAGCAUUGAGAAAAGUGGGGAGUUUCAGAAAAUUGGGGAGUCUAAGAAAAGUGGGCUCCAAGCCCGCUUCUCUGUGGUGUCUGCAUGGUACCCGGAUUGACGUGUGAAAAGUUUCUUCAUUGUUAUUUUUGCUUUUCAGUGUUAACUGCUUAUUUUCACUAACAAUGCACCAAGAAUUUCCCACGAGAGUCAUACCCAUUGUCCGCAACAGUUCUUCAAAUCCACCCUACUCUGACUUCCCUCGUCGCUUGAUUGGAUGCUCAUUGUGAGUAAUCUGGCAUCUCUUCUACAUUACUCCUCUAGAAAACAGCAUUUGAAUACAAAUGUAAUGUAAUUUUGAAUGCCAAAUUUCGAUAGCUGUUUACAGCCUUGGGAGAAGACAAACACUUUAGGUCUUUGGAAAGUCAACUUUGCAAAGCAUUCUUGAAAAAUGGCGCCGUGAUUCCGAAUUUCGAUGAGUUCGAAGAAUGGCCUAAAUCAAUAAUUUCUUAAUGAGUAGAGCAUGUUACUCGUAAGAGUAUGAGAUUCAAGCUUUAUUUGCGAAACAUCCAUGUUCACUGUCCCUGAAUGGGAAAAACCGUUGGUGGCAUUUCACGAAGCAUUUCCUCCAAUGCUAACUUCGAGGUGCCACGAAGAUGCAAUCAAGCUUCCAUCCCUUGCAUUAGCAGACACAAGACCUGUGGAUAAUUCGUGGUUUCAAAGUCAGCAGUGGUCACCUAAUAAGGCUGUAAAUCCAAGUCAGAUAUUCAUGAAAAGACGAGCGACAAAGUCCAGGUUGUCACAUGAACGAAACAGGUGCAUAAGGAGGCUGCAAUCAAAUGUCUGUCAUUACAGCUACAAACUCCCCAGCGACGUUUCUGUACCGAUGGGCUGCUUCAAUGGGGUCAGUGCUAGUUUGGAGUGGAACAUGGUUAAAGACAAAGGAUUUCAAAAUACAGUAAAACGUGAGAUGGAAACCGAACUGAGCUGCACUGAAAAUCACUACCAAAGAGCUCAUUUGGAAACCAUAAAAAAAGAUUCGACAGCCCGAAAAGGAAACCUUAUACAUCAACCAGGAACAUUUCCAAAUCUACUUCUGCCGAUUCUUCCUUGCACCCAAGGAGCAACUACUAAUGAUAUGAGUAGUCUUCAGAAAACACCAUGCUCUUUGAACCAAUUGCAUCAGCAAAUGCAAGCCUCAAUGGCUACGUGCAAAUCAGCACUGCCGCAUCCUUACGUUGAUCACACAAACACACAGAUACAACCGAUUCCAUUUGAUAUGACAUUUGCGUCGUCCAACGCUUCUUCAGUAUCUUGCGAGUCACCAGCCGUCUUCAAAUACGUGAACCCAUAUGCAAUUGCAGUUGCCCCACAACUGGAACAAGGAAAUAAUAGCAUGAGCUGCAAUCCAAAGAUAUAUCAAGCACGGAAAACAGGAGAAAUCUUAAAAUGGUCAGUUUUUCAGAAGGGAAGAAGCAGAACAGAGACAGCAAAGAAAAUCAAGAGACUAGGAAAGGUACAAAGAUCAACAGACAGGAUACGUGAACGAGCAAUACAAGAAAAGCUCAAGACAUUGAUUCAAAUUCUUCCUUACGAAGUUUGCAAAGCCUCUCGGCCUUUAAGACAGACCAUCCUUCAAAAAGCUGCAGAGUACAUAGAAACCUUGGAAGAAGAUAUCAAAAUCAUGAAGCACAAGCUGUCUCUUUGUUCUACACAGGGGUCAAUUGCCUCAAACGCUCAAAGUAGUUUCAAUCGCACAGGAACCUACUCUUUGGCGGAGGACAGCCUCGAAGAAAGUCUUGCAAGGAAAUCUUCGCUUAGUGAGUCGGUAAACACGCUAACUGGCCCAUCUUCUCGAAGCGAAAUUUCUGCUGAAAAUACUAAUUCUUUGCCGAAGUGUCAAACAACAAGUGCCGUCAACCAAAUCGAGCUUCAAAGGGAGGGCAAAAGCGACUACAGCAUAAGUACCCAAACAUUUUCAUGCAUCGAUACAAGCAUAGCUAAAUCUGGGCAUAAUCACAGAUUUUCGCAAGUACUUCAAGGAAACAUGGAUUCGCGUCCGAAUAAUAAGACUUACGGCUUGCAGCAGAAACUAAUUACUCACAAUGAAAAGAAAUCCUGCGGUUAUUGCAAUGAUUAUUGCAACAAAUGCAAUAAAGAAUUGCCUCAAAAAUACCCUUCUUCAGAUGGGUUUAAUUUAACAGCAACAAAUGGAGGCACAGUCACCAAUGCAGCUGACGAAAUUGCCUAUUUAAAAAGGCCAAUGAAUCCAUUCAUUCUAUUUAGCAAAGACUAUAGGUCUACAAUUUCGCUGGCAUAUCCAGACUUGGACAAUCGUACAAUAAGCAAAAUACUAGGGAAACAAUGGACAAUGCUGCCCAUUGCACAAAAAGCAGCAUACAGAAAAAUGUACAAACUUCAAUUCCAAGCACUUAAGUCAAGAUACCCAGAGUGGAACUUCUGUAGCUACAAAAAUCGACCAAAUUACGUGACAAAGGAUCAAAAAUGCAAACAGAAAGUCCGUAAUCAAAAGUUUGAGGCAACUGAAUACAAAGAAGACAAGAUUGAGCCAUUUACUGACAUCAAGGAAAAUCCACAAGAAACGUCGGAAGAAACUCUGGCCAAAAAGAAUCACGGAGAUGCAAUGAAACAAUGACACUCGCUAAAGGCAAGAAGACAGAAAUUUCUUGGAGUCCAUCAAAUUGACUGGCUGGUUGACACAAAGUCUUUUACACCGAGGAAAAAAUAUACAGUUUCUUCUAAGUACAGCAUUUGAACGAAGGGGGAUAUGUUGACAGAAAUGUGACGGGUAUCCUGAGAUGAGAUUUAUUUUUUCUUUGUAGUUUUCUUGGCCUAGAUGGCGUGUAUGUGUAUAUUACAUAAUCAGUAAGCGCAUCAUUUACAGCAGAAAAUUUAAAUAUUCAACAAAGUAACAAGAUGAUAGCAUAUUGGGCUUGAAAUGUUUAGGCGUUGAUAUUGUGUUUUUAUCAAAUAUACUCGCCUCAAAACCAUAUCGCUGUGAAUGUGGCAACCAACUUAAACAUCUUGCGUCAUCUUCACACAAUACCCAAAACAAAUGAUUUAAAAUAGUUAACUGUUUUGCAUUAGGUCCUGAAGUUUGAGUUCACUUGUACCUACAGUAGUUCUGUCGUUCUGUUGCUAUUUUUUUAUUUUUUAAUUUUUGCUGGUAUUUAUUUCUUGAGUUUUGUUGAAUUCUAUCUUAUAUUAAAAACGUGUAUGUCCUGUCAGUCAACCGUUCAGUGUUAACAAUAGGCUCUGGAGCGCGUGUAUGUUCGAGAAAACAAUGCGAAUCAGCCUUUCACUACCGAUUGGAUAAGUAACAAUAAGUCCAUUGUGUAUUCCAACCAAUGGGAAAUGGCCAGUGAAAUGCGUCGGAGCAUAGUGCCUUCAAGAGGUAGUGGUCAAAGAGUAGUAGCUAAUAGUGAACAUAUUGGUCAAACUCUGAGCAUACCAUCAAUGCAUUAAAUUCAUCACCUGGAAACUGUGAACCUGUCGAUAAGCAGCAAAAUUAAUGUCUUUUUUCUGUGGAAACAUGAUGUGCAACAAAACGACCAGUCUCUACUUCUAGAUUAUGAGGCUCAAGUUUGAAAGACAUCGUCUUAUAUCAAGAUCUGUACCACUUACAUUAAGCAACUCUUUAAAGGCAAUCUGUCACGACGUUGAUUGAUUAUAAGAGCAAAGGGAUUUUUAUUGUUUCCAAUCCCCUUUAAUUUACCGCAUUGUAAAAAAUAUGGCGGAGCGCUGGAAUUGUGUUUAGGCUAUUGUUCCAGCUAUUGUUCUCGUUAACCAAUCCACAACGAGACAGAUUCCCUUUAAACUUGUUUAUAUGUGCGUAAUAUCUUUUUAGCUUAGUUUGCGAAAUUGCAAGUAUGUAACAAUGGGCAACAACAUCUACGAAGUGUAUAUCCUUCAUCCAAACAAUACCUUCAAAAUGGAUUGCUUAAAGUAAUAAUUAAAAAGUAUUGUUGGGGGAUGAUACUUCAAAUUCCAUUGUUUUAUCUGUCUUCUUGGCAG